CCUCUAGGCGACUGGCCUCAACCCAUACCACGAUAACAUUAUACUUUCCAUUCAAAUCCCAGCAGCUAUCAUCAAGUCAGUCAAUCCAAAUUCAUUUUCAUCACUUAUAAAGCCCUAGCGAGCUAGUUGCAUUAUUAUCCAUACUAUGGAUGAAGCUGUAGAGAUUCCCUCCCAUUUCCUAUGCCCCAUCUCACUGCAGCUGAUGAGGGAUCCCGUCACGGUCUCGACCGGAAUCACGUACGACCGAGAGAGCAUCGAGAGGUGGCUCUACUCCUGCAAGAAUGGCACGUGCCCCGUCACGAAGCAGCUGCUGUCCGACGCAGAUCCCAUCACCCCGAACCACACGCUCCGCCGGUUGAUCCAGGGCUGGUGCACCCUCAACGCCUCCCAGGGGAUCGAGCGGAUCCCCACCCCGAAGGCCCCCAUUGAUAGGGCUCAGAUCGCGAAGAUCCUCACCGAUGGCAGGAAACAUGCCCAUAUGCGUCUUGCAUGCCUCCAGCAGCUCAGGUCGAUUGCCUCCGGAAGCGAGAGGAGCAGGAAGAUCCUCGCCACCACAGAGUCGGGCGUUAUGGAAUUCCUCGUAUCAAUAAUCAUAAGUGAUCACGAAUCCACCAGUGUUAUCGAUGAAGCGCUGCACGUCCUACACAACCUCGACAUUUCCGAAUCCAACAUCAAGAAUCUCAUGAAAAGCGGCAGUAGGGAUGAGCUCGUGUCUGCUUUGGUUCGUGUAAUGAAAACCAGCACAAACUACCAGUCGAGGGCACAUGCGAUAAUUACUCUCAGAUCGAUCUUCAAGAUCGCAGACCCAAUGCAACUGAUCAACAUUGAGCACGAGUUUUUCCAGGAGUUGGUCAGAGUUCUGUCGGAUCAGAUAUCCCAGCAAGCCUCCAAAGCCACGCUGAAGCUCCUGGUGGAGCUUUGCCCUUGGGGCCGGAACCGGAUCAAGGCCGUCGAGGGCGGGGCAGUCCCAGUCCUCAUCGAACUCUUACUCAGCAUCAAUAACAAUAGUCCCGAUAACAGGCGAUCCUGUGAGCUAAUACUGAUCGUGUUGGACCAGCUCAGCGGGUGCGCAGAUGGACGGGAAGAGCUGCUGAAGCACGGAGCUGGGCUGGCAAUCGUGUCGAAGAAGAUCCUGAGGGUGUCACACGUGGCAAGCGACAGGGCCGUGAGGGUCUUGAGCUCGGUGUCGAGGUUCUCAGCGAACUCUAGGGUUCUUCAGGAGAUGUUGCAAGUUGGGGUGGUGUCGAAGCUUUGCCUGGUGCUUCAGGUUGAGAGCAGCCCAAAGACGAAGGAUAGGGCGAGGGAGAUUCUCAAGUUGCAUUCUAGGGUUUGGAGGAAUUCUCCUUGCAUUCCUUCUCAUUUGUUAUCAUCUUAUCCUUCUAAUUCUUCAUCAUGAAUUUUUUUUUUCCUAUAUGAAAGGAGAAAAGGAAAAAGAGACUUGUAUAGCAAUGUUUGAAAGUUUUUUGUCUCAUGAUGAAACAAUGCUUUUAUUGGAUUUCAAUCCUUAAUCCAAUUCAUGCAUCGAUUUGACCAUAUUAACGAUUAGUUUUCAAUUGGUUUCAAAUUUCUGC
Molecule: messenger RNA, 1571 nt
Organism: Punica granatum (pomegranate)
Lineage: Eukaryota; Viridiplantae; Streptophyta; Magnoliopsida; Myrtales; Lythraceae
Source: RefSeq, a predicted model, not a curated record